Messenger RNA from Achroia grisella, 1510 nucleotides. RefSeq lists its product as uncharacterized. NCBI's taxonomy places the organism in Eukaryota, Metazoa, Arthropoda, Insecta, Lepidoptera, Pyralidae. The record is from RefSeq and is a predicted model, not a curated record. The transcript has 4 exons. The coding region runs from base 100 to 657 and encodes 185 amino acids.
UGUGAUAAAGUGAAUAUAUUGAAAGUAAUAAUAUUAUACUAUAUAAAUAUACUGUGUAUCAUCAGGACAGUGUGUCAUUAAAGUGCAUUUGUGUUUAAUAUGAUGGUUGUCAUUUUGUUGUUUAUUGUGUAUGUAUGUACUGGAAUUACGGCACGUCCUUACGAUAUCAGCACAGACAAAAGGCAACUGCUAACUUACGAAGACGUUCCAAAGGAGGCUAAUAGGCCAAAAACACAAGACAAUUUACUAUUGCCAAAAGUCUUUGGCCUAAAUGACGUUAUCACUGUAUUUCUAAAUAUACACAAUUCAAAAUCAUUGAAUAUAAGUUUAAUUACGGAUGAUGAACUAAACUCAGGAGCAUCUCCGCCUUGUACACUGGUACUGAAAGAAGACAUGAUUUCAAUAUUUCAAAACGACUACAAUAUGACUAUGAAUCCGUUGGAAGGAAAUACCUUAAAAAAUGGCUCGGAAUUUAUUGUCGGAUUUCAAAGAAUAAUAGACAAAUCAAGCCAAGAGGAAAGCGGAUUAAAAAUUCAAGACUUACACAAAAAUACAAUUCAUGAAAUGGAGCUCAAUGAAAACAAUAAUAAAUUAAAAUAUAUUCAAAUCAGUGGAGAUGAUAUUAAGGUUACAAAAUUGAUAUUCGAAUAUGUAUGAAAAUCGUAAGUGGUGGAAAAUCACGGUUGAAAUUAUAGUGGUUUGAUUACCACCAAUGUCAGUAUGACGUGACUAUCACAAAAAUGUCCCUGACAGUUGGGAGCACGGUUUAAAAUCUGCUGUCGACAUCACCUAGACAUGUAGACAGGUUCCUGUACGUGAAAAUUUUACAACGCUAGAUAUUAGUUAUGACGAUGACAGUUAACAAAAUUAAAAUCACAUCGAUCUCAUAACAGCCUCUGAGUCAAUGAGAUUGACAUUUUGCAAUGUGGUCGGUGUAUUAAUAGUGGACCAUUUUGAAAGUCAUUAAUUGUUCAUUACUAUUACAGAUAUGAUCAGUUAAUGACAUUUAAAAUGAUAUAGUAAUACUAUACACUGAAGAUGAUGUAUUUACCAGUUUAUUUUGAUAAACGUUUGUUUAAAUACACAUAAAUCUAUAAAUGUUAUACAUUUAAAAAUAACUGGUCAUCCCGCCGUAAAAAAUCUUACUUCAUCCGGAUUGGAAUGAUUGAAUUGUACAAAUACAUAUGUAUAGUUAUGUAGGUAUAUAUAAUUAUGAUUAUCAUCACUACAUAUUAUAAAACAAAGUCGCUGUCGCAGUUAGUCCGUCCCUAUAUACUUAUGCUUAAAUCUUUAAAACUACGCAACGGAUUUUGAAGCUUUUUUUAAUAGAUAGAGUGAUUCAAGAUGAAGGUUUAUAUGUAUAAUACAUGUAAACCGGGGGCGGCGGGGCGAGAAGCUAAUAUAUAAUAAAACGAUGUAUUAUACAAGCAUAUCAUGAUUAAAUAUUUAAACGUCAAUAUUAAAAUCUUGUUGAGUUUGAAAGAAGUAAGCGGAGAAACAUAUACAUAAA